Pimephales promelas (fathead minnow) is the source of this 2376-nucleotide messenger RNA. Its product is annotated as flavin-containing monooxygenase 5-like. The record is from RefSeq and is a predicted model, not a curated record. Gene Ontology annotation, molecular function: N,N-dimethylaniline monooxygenase activity; flavin adenine dinucleotide binding; NADP binding. NCBI's taxonomy places the organism in Eukaryota, Metazoa, Chordata, Actinopteri, Cypriniformes, Leuciscidae.
AAAAAAAACAGUAGCCUACAUUGUAGAAGUUUACAAUGUAGGCCUCGUCAUUUAAUAUUUGUUAACCUUAUUUAACUAAUUCAACGUUACUGACCAGAUUAAUGGCCAUGAAUCCCCGCCUCUUACAUCUAGAGUAGCUUAGGGGUGUGGUGAGAAGCGUUUGUGUGGAGUGAUCCGAGUGAACAAACUUCUGUGGUCACUGCUUCAACUGCUUCACGCUCGUCUGACAGUUGUGGAUCAUCAUGGCCAAACGUGUUGCUGUGAUUGGAGGAGGAACCUCUGGGUUGACCUGCAUCAAAUGCUGCCUGGAUGAAGGCCUGGAGCCAGUGUGUUUUGAGACCAGUGAUGACAUUGGAGGUCUUUGGAGGUUUAAGGAAAAUCCAGAUCCAGACCGUGCUAGUAUUUACUACUCAUUGAUUAUCAACACUUCAAAGGAGAUGAUGUGCUACAGUGAUUUCCCCAUCCCUGCCCACUUCCCAAACUACAUGCACAACUCCCUCAUCAUGGACUACUUCCGAAUGUACGCUGAACACUUCCAGCUCAAACAGCACAUCCGUUUCCAGACAAAAGUCCUUCAUGUGACCCCAAGGCCAGACUUCCCUCACUCUGGUCAGUGGGAUGUAGAGACGGAGUCCAAGGAUGGUCGGAGAGAGAAACAGGUGUUUGAUGCUGUGAUGGUCUGCACCGGUCACCACUGUCACCCUCACCUCCCUCUAAAAGACUUUCCAGGAAUAGACACGUUUAAGGGGAAAUUCUUCCACAGCCGCGACUACAAAAACCCUGAAGAUUGGCGAGGGAAGAGGGUAGUUGUGAUUGGCAUUGGGAACUCUGGAGGAGAUAUUGCUGUAGAGCUGAGCAGAAUGGCCAAACAGGUGUAUCUGAGUACCCGAAAGGGAUCUUGGAUACUAAAUCGUGUUGGAGACAAUGGUGUUCCAUCAGACAUGAUGUUAAAUAAUAGAAUGCAUAGUUGGCUUAUUCAUAUAUUACCUGUUGGAUUAAUCAACAAUGUUGGUGAGAAACGACUCAAUACACGGUUCAACCACAAGCUCUAUGGGCUGCAGCCUGCGCACAGAGUUUUCAGCCAACAUCCCAUGGUCAAUGAUGAUUUACCAAACCGGAUCCUCUCCGGUACCGUCUCGGUCAAGCCGAAUGUGCAAGAGUUUCGUGGAUCAAGUGCGGUUUUUGAGGAUGGCACAGUUGAGGAUGACAUUGAUCUGGUGGUGUUUGCCACAGGAUACACUUUCUCAUUUCCCUUUCUGUCUUCACAUGUAAUUCCUGUCUCAAAGAACAAGGUAUCCCUGUACAAAUAUGUGUAUCCCCCAGCACUAGAGCACCCAACUUUAGCCGUGAUUGGUCUGAUUCAGCCUCUGGGAGCCAUUAUGCCCAUAUCUGAGAUGCAAGCACGCUGGGCCACACGUGUUUUUAAAGGACGGUGCAAACUGCCUUCAAUGAGUGCAAUGAUGAAGGACAUUAAAGCAAAAGAGAACGAAAUGACUAAAAGGUAUGUGGCCGCCCAGAGACACACCAUCCAGGUGGACUACAUCCCCUACAUGGAUGAGUUGGCUAAACAAGUGGGUGUCCGUCCAUCUAUCCUGAAGCUGCUCCUGACAGACCCAAGACUGGCUCUGAACAUCAUCUUUGGGCCCUGUACCCCGUACCAGUUUCGCUUGCAUGGACCGGGCCGAUGGGAAGGUGCACGGCAGGCCAUCCUGACUCAGUGGGAUCGAGUCACAGAGCCCCUGAAAACACGCUGUGCACCGGAGCCGCAGUCACAGCGCUCCUCUUAUUCACUCUUAUUCUCAGUGUCUGUUGCAGCGCUGCUGUCUGCUCUGUAUUACAGCAGGGCCAGUCUGCACUUACUCAUAGCAGACCCUUCAUCGCUCCUCGACAAGAUCAGGGCUUUUGUACCAUUGCCAGUGACCACACAGUGAUCGUAGAUAUCAUAAACUUAACAUACUUUCUAUGAAAUCUAACAUUAUAACAAGCAAUAAGGGUUAAUUGUAACUGAGAAAAAGUAUGAGAUUCUUAAAUUCUUUAAAUUAUAGAUGUAACUUCCAGCUAUCAUUGCAUUUGCAUAUUAAAAAGAUAUAAAUAUACUGUAACAAAUACAAAAGUAAUAAAUGAAAACUUUUUGAUCAUUAAAAGAAAGGUAUUAAUAUACUUUUUCAGCACUACACAAGCUAUUUUAACCAUUGAGCAUAAUCAAUUUUAUCAAAAUGUUACUGUACUAUUAUGAACAAAUUACCUUAUCAUUUGUUGUAGUAUUGAUAAGAAAAAAUAAAUCUUUGUGAAUUGUCCUUGUUAGCACAGUGCCAUCAUUCUGCCACAUAUAUUUUGUGUUCCACAGUAAAAAAAAUAAAAUAAAAAUAAAAAUCA